AGCUUUGAGUUGUGCAAUCCUUUGUAGCACGCCAGAGAGUCCUCCUUUGCUGUUGCCUCUCGCCCUCUCUUUUUUUUUCAAGCUGUGAGCUCAACCGAUGAGUCAGAGCCGUGCAAUCCUGACACUGCAUCGCAGGACUGGGGUGACACGAAGGGAGGGAGAGCGCUCCCGAGGCAGACAGUACGGGCGCGGGGCGCACGGUUCCUGCGCCGUGAACGAGUUGGGGUGACAGCCCGCGCGUCCCGCCUCGGCCCUAGCAGCAAACUUCCCAGCUUAGGGAGGCGCUGGCCGGCGGAAGCCCAGCGAACGCCGCGGGGAGGCGAAGGCUGCUGUUUGUUUUUAAAAUCGGGGAGUGCGUGCAGGCGGCUGGAGUCCCGGAGGCGACCAAAGGCGGCGGCCCGCGGCGGAAGGGGGACAGUAGAGGCUUGAGCUCCUGCCAGAGCGGGCCUCCAGGACCCUGUGGAGCAUCAUGAACUGGGAAGAGUAGCUGCACCUCUCUGACAGAGGAAGGAAGAACAGGUCUCUGCCCGCGGCUGACUCCACUGUUCAGUGUCUUCCUCUGCUCCCUCCCUGUCCUCACUGGUGUCAGGACUAGGCUUCUAGCAGGACCUUUCCCCAGAGAAUGGGCAACUGGUGAAGCAGCUGUCACUACUGGGGCUCAGUUGACCACACCAUGAGCCUCCAGGCCCAGCCCAAAGCUCAGAACAAGCGCAAACGUUGCCUCUUUGUUGAGCAGGAGCCAGCUCCCAAAGAGCAGCCGCCGUCUCUACAGGCCCCACCUCAGUCCAUCCGCGUGAAGGAGGAGCAGUACGGAGGGCCCGAGGGUCCAGCAGGAGCUGCUUCCACCUCUCAGCCUGUGGAGCUGCCACCUCCCAGCAGCCUGGCUCUGCUGAACUCGGUCGUGUACGGACCUGAGCGGACCCCAGCAGCUAUGCUGUCCCAGCAAGUGGGCCCAGUGAAGUGGCCCAACUCUGUGAUGGCUCCAGGGCGGGGCCCAGACCGUGGAGCAGGUGGGGGUGUUAGUGACAGCAGCUGGCAGCAGCAACCUGGCCAGCCACCACCUCACUCCGCAUGGAAUCGCCUGUCCCUUUACGGUGGACCCAAAGGGAGCCCUCAUCCCGGUGUGGGGACCUCUGCCUACUACAACCACCCCGAGACACUGAAGCGGGACAAAGCAGGGGCCCCACAGCUGGACCGCUAUGGAAAUGCAGUGCGGCCCAUGAUGCCUCAGAAAGUGCAGCUGGAGGGGGGACAGCCUCAGGUGCCCGUAAACUCUUUCCACACAGCCAAGAAACCCCCAAACCAGACACUGCCCCUGCAACCCUUCCAGCUGGCAUUUGGCCACCAGGUGAACCGGCAGGUCUUCCGGCAGGGCCCAUCGCCUCCCAACCCUGGUGCUGCCUUCCCCCCGCAGAAGCAGCAGCAGCAGCAUCAGCAGCAGGCCGCCCUGCCCCAGAUGCAGCUCUUUGACAACUACUAUCCCAUUCAGCAGCCACCCUCCCAGCAGCCCCAGGACUUUGGCCUGCCACCAGCAGGACCACUGGGGCAGUCCCACCUGACCCACCACAGCAUGCCCCCUUACCCUUUCCCCCACAACCCAGAUAUGAACCCAGAACUGCGCAAGGCCCUCUUGCAAGAGGCAGCCCCGCAGCCUGUGCUACCUCAGCCCCAGAUCGCCUUUCCACGCCGCUCCCGCCGCCUCUCAAAGGAGGGGAUCCUGCCUCCCACCGCCCUGGAUGGGGUUAGCAACCAACCUGGGCAGGAGCCCACGAGCAAUCUGUUUCUUCCUCAUUGGUCUCUGCAGCAGCCGCCUCCUGGCUCCCUAGGGCAGCCUCAUCCCGAAGCUCUGGGAUUCCCGAUGGAACUGCGAGAGUCACAGCUGCUGUCUGAUGGGGAGAGACUGGCACCCAAUGGUCGGGAACGGGAGGCUCCCGUCAUGGGCUGUGAGGAGGGCCUGAGGGCAGGGGGCACAGGGGACUGUGGGCAGGUGCUACGAGGUGGGGUGAUCCAGAGCACAAGACGGAGGCGCCGGGCAUCCCAGGAGGCUAAUUUGCUGACCCUGGCUCAGAAGGCAGUGGAGCUGGCCUCACUGCAGAACACAAAGGAUGCCAACUGUUCUGAGGAGAAGCGGAAAAGUGUGUUGACCUCGACUACCAAGUGUGGGGUGGAGUUUUCUGAGCCAUCCUUAGCUGCCAAGCGAGCACGAGAAGACCCUGGGCUGGUGCCCCUCAUCAUCCCAGUGUCUGUGCCUGUGCGGGCUGUGGACCCAACCGAGGUGGCCCAAGUUGGAGGUGUUGAUGAAGAUGGGAAGGAUCUGAACCAGCACCCCACUGAGCACAAGCCUUCAGUUAUUGUCACCCGCAGGCGGUCCACCCGUAUCCCUGGAACAGACGCUUCAGCUCAGGCUGAGGACCUGAAUGUCAAGUUAGAAGGGGAGCCUUCCUUGCGGAAACCAAAGCAACGGCCCCGGCCCGAGCCCCUGAUCAUCCCCACUAAGGCGGGCACUUUCAUCGCCCCUCCUGUGUACUCCAACAUCACCCCCUACCAAAGCCACCUGCGCUCUCCUGUCCGCCUAGCUGACCACCCCUCUGAGCGCAGCUUUGAGCUGCCCCCCUACACACCACCCCCCAUCCUUAGCCCUGUUCGGGAAGGCUCCGGUCUCUACUUCAAUGCCAUCAUAUCAACCAGCAGCAUCCCAGCCCCUCCUCCCAUCACGCCAAAGAGCGCUCAUCGCACCCUGCUUCGAUCAAACAGUGCUGAAGUCACCCCGCCCAUCCUGUCUGUGAUGGGAGAGGGCACCCCUGUGAGCAUCGAGCCACGCAUCAAUGUGGGCACCCAGUUCCAAGCGGAAAUCCCCUUGAUAAGGGACCGUGCCCUGGCGGCUGCAGAUCCUCACAAGGCUGACCUGGUGUGGCAGCCCUGGGAGAACCUAGAGAGCACCCGGGAGAAGCAGAGGCAAGUGGAAGACCUGCUGACAGCUGCCUGCUCCAGCAUCCUCCCUGGCGCCGGCACUAACCAAGAGCUGGCCCUACACUAUCUGCACGAGUCUGGGGGAGACAUCCUGGAAACUCUGAAUAAGCUGCUACUGAAGAAGCCCUUGCGGCCCCUCAACCAUCCACUGGCAACUUAUCACUACACAGGCUCUGACCAGUGGAAGAUGGCUGAAAGGAAGCUGUUCAACAAAGGCAUUGCCAUCUACAAGAAAGAUUUCUUCCUGGUGCAGAAGCUGAUCCAGACCAAGACGGUGGCCCAGUGUGUGGAAUUCUACUACACCUACAAGAAACAAGUGAAAAUUGGUCGCAAUGGGACUCUUACCUUUGGAAACGUGGAUAUAAGUGAUGAGAAAUCAGCCCAAGAAGAGGUUGAAGUGGAUAUUAAGACUUCCCAGAAGUUCCCAAGGGUGUCUCUUCCCAGAAGAGAGUCCCCAGGUGAAGAGAGACUGGAGCCCAAGAGUGAGGAGAAGGAGCCCAGGAAAGAGGGGGAGGAAGAGGUCCCCGAAACCCAGGAGAAGGGGGAGCAGGAGGAGGGGCGAGAGCGCAGCCGGCGGGCAGCUGCUGUCAAGGCCACGCAGACACUCCAGGCCAAUGAGGUGGCCAAUGACAUCCUUAUCCUGCGAAGCCAUGAAUCCAAUGCCCCUGAGUCGGAGUCAGCAGGUGGCCAGGUCUCAGAGAAACCAAGGGAAGGGCCAGGGAAGUCACGAAGGGCACUGUCUUUCUCAGAGAAGAAGAAAAAAACAGAGGCAUUUAAUAAGACCCAGAACCAGGAGAACACUUUCCCUUGUAAAAAAUGUGGCAGGGUGUUCUACAAGGUGAAGAGCCGAAGUGCCCACAUGAAGAGCCAUGCAGAACAGGAGAAGAAGGCCGCAGCCCUGCGGCAGAAGGAAAAGGAGGCCAAAGAGGCUGCUGCUGCCACCCUGCGCCCUCAGGAAGAGAGUGCAGGCGAGAAGGGCUGAGUUCCACCUGGAACCUUGGGAGCAGAGUGAGCCCAGAGUGUCUUGUGGACAUUGCUCAGCAGAACAAUUCAGACAGUGAAAUAAAUGGCUUUUUUCUUUAUAAAGGCCCCAGGAGCAGUGUUAAGGGCUGCAGGAUCCAGUUCUCUUUGCCUUUGGUUUUUGGGAAGUCGUCCUCCUGCUUUCCUGGAGCUGUGAGCAUGCUGGUCCACUCUGCCUGGGGGAGCUGCUGGGAGCAGUUCUGACCUGGCUGCCUUAGCGCAGAGCAGCCUCCUCCCUCCUCUCACUCCCCUCCCUGCUUUUCCAGGAAGCCUCCUUGGCCAGCCAAGCACAAGCUCAACCCACUGCAGCGUAUUCCCAUCCCCCAGAGGACCUGAAGGCUGCAGUAAGGCCUUGCCCCAAGCAAGAGACUUCCUUUGUGUGUGUGUGUGGGGGGGCGCGCAUGGUGUCCAGACACCUGUGCUGUUCCUGCUGGCAAUGUCCAGGCCUGAGCUGCUCGAGUGACCCUCUCUGCAGGCCACUGCCUCACUCCGUGGAGCGUGAAGCCCAGGAAGGUGCCGGUCUGCCAAGUUUUCUCUGGUGUUUGGAGAAGGGGCCACUGUUCCUGUCCUUGUUCUCAGCCUGCUCCAGGGAAGGAACUGUACUGAGGCUGCAAGCUGAAGCCAGAGCCACAGGGCUGGGUUGUCGGGAGCUUUUGACAAGUCUCUCCUGCUUUCCAUCCACCAUUUUGCCAAAUACCUUUGGGCCCUGGAGGCUGCUAAGGGAGCUUAGCCUCAAGCAGGUCUUCAAGCUGGUGCCAGCUCCCUGCUUGCCUCUGUCCUGUCCUCAGUAGCAGCCACUUACACCCCCCCACCCCCACCCUUUUUGAUCCCCAAAGCUCAGCACUCUGCACCACGCUGGAGAUUUCUGGGUCCUUCCCUGGGAGAGGAGGUCUCCUGACGAAAUGGGAUGGAGCCUCCAUUCUUUGACUCGUGUCAUUUGGGAGCUAUUUAUUUAUUCUUAAUAUUUAAUUUUCAACAUCCUCAGGGACCAGGGGCCUCCUGCUUUCCAGAGGCCCAAGUGCAUUUAUCCCAAGACAAGGCACCUUCUUGACACCCCCAAUUCUCCAGGCUCUAGGGUCCCUCCUGUUGUUGGUGUGGAAUAUCUGACCACCAGUGAGAGUGACAGCACCACUGAAAAGAGGCUGGGAAGGUGGAGGGUGUUCCCAAAGCCACACAAAGACUAGCAGGAGUGAGGGGGAUCAAAGGCAGUUUCCAUUGCUCCCCUUUUGUACUUCAGAUGGCCUGCGAGAGUUGGCAGGAGGCUGGAAUUUUAGUUUUGUUUGCCAGGCCUGCAUUCUAGCUUGAAGAAGCCAUAUUUGGCAUGGGAUUACUGGAGUGAAGCAGCCUGAAGUUGCUUAAGGCCCCUUCACUUGCCAGUCUCAUGGGAACCUGAGUUGUUUUUCUGAUGUUGUUACUCAACUUUAGUUGUACAAAUGAAAUUCUGAGUGAAUGUGUAUAUGACAGGCCAGCGUGUUAGGAACCCGCGAUUCAUCUUGCUGCUACCUAGAGAUGGCCGGAAGACAUCGGGUCAGUAACUGGGAACGGAGAGGGAAUUUUGUUUUUAAACUAUGCACUAUGAGAUAUUUUAAAAUUAGUUUAUGCAUUAAUAAGGGUUUUAUAUGAUACCAAUUAUGAAGGUAACAAAACUCUCCACCCAGACUCGUAGACAACUACUUGGAUUCCAGCUUCCCCGCUAGUUUCUUCAUGGGCUUCUAUAUGCUCCAAGUCCCAAGACUGCAAAAAUCUGGUGGGCCCUCUAGAGGGAGGGCAGCAAAUUUCGGCUCUUUUCUAAAUCACUUGUAUACUAUGAGUGCCUUCACAGCUUAGCCCCAAAGUGCUACUUAUGCUUCCCAAGGAUUUUUCUGUUCUGUUUUGGUUUCAGGCCCCUUUAUGGACACGUGAUAACAGGACCUUCUCAGUCACUUGAGACCUUUCUGUUCAGGGGUAACAUUUAAUACUUGGGUUUCUUUUUUCUUUUCUUUUUCUUUUUCUUUCUUUCUUUUUUUUUUUUUUUUUUUUGGUAAGAAAAUGAUUAGAUUUUUCUAAGCUCACAAAGAAUAGACCAGGCAAACGUAGCCAAGGAAGAUGAAGGUGGUUCCUCCUGGUACCAUUUCAUCAGACCUGUUUUAGGAGAGCCUAUGUUCCAGAAUGCAUUUGUAUCUAGAAAGCAUUGUGAAAAGUGAAAUGUUUAGAGGACAGAUGCAAUUGUGGCAAGUGACCAUUCAGUAAAGUAAGAGUAGCCAUAGAAGCUAGCAUAGGUAUAUCCUUAAUGGUGCUUUCUCCCUAUGAAUAUAUAAGGCUUGUCUUUUGUUUUCCCCUCCUAUUUAGAGCUCUUUGCUUUAACAGGUUAAACUACACACAGCUCCAGCUUUAUAAUGUCCUCCCCCUCACCAUCUUACCAUGUCAAUCUCAGCCUCCCUUUGCAUUCAGUUAAAAGGUAGUGCCUGCUGUCUGUACCAUUCCUGAGGCCUCGUACCCACCUGAGGAGACAGUGCUGUCAUUACUGUCCUCCAUGCCUUUAGCAGCCCCCUUCCCGUCUGAGGUGCACGGCUGCCUGCCCCACUGACUCGCAUCGCCCACCUUGGCACAGAGGUCUUGUGCUGCUAUGUUUCCCUGUAUUAACUGCCUCAGUGGCCUAAACUCUUUUCUUCUCACGUGCCCGAAGUUAAGAUGGAGGAACACAACACAUACCCAAGCCUCAGCUGUCUUCAGUGUUUUCACUGGGGUUUACUUUUCUGGGAUGUUAUUUAUUAUCAAAAUGGCUAGCCCAACUCCUUAGGUUUACAGGAAGUAUGCAUAUUUUUAUAAUGCAAUUGUGUUUGCCCCACAUUUGGCUGUGUUAACAUUUGCCUCUGAUUAACAAUUUGUAGCUGUUUCACCUUUUCCUUACUCGUCUCAAAGCUGAAGGCCUUGUUGGAGGGGACAGAGCACAGAACAGCCUUGACAGACUGUAAUUAUUGUACAGAUAUUUUAAUAGCAUAUAAAUAAGUAUAUUCCUUUUAUUUUGAAACAAAAAUCAGACACUGCCUUUUGUGUGUUUGCUGCCUGUGGCACCCUUUUUUUAAAAAGACUGUUACAUAUUAAAAUAGUGUACAUAUAUAAAUAUAUAUAUAUAAAUAUUACCUCUUUCGCUGUACAGUUGUGAUAGACCAGACGGAAGAUUUUAUUUUUUGUGUGCUUUUUAUAAAAAAUUAAUACACUAAAGAAUCUUGCUGAAGUGAUUGUAAUGUAUCUAUGUAACUUAUUUACUUUUGAAUGUUCUUCUGUAUCUUUAAACCUUUUAUUAAAUAAGGUUUUAAAACCUCA
Messenger RNA from Cavia porcellus (domestic guinea pig), 7296 nucleotides. RefSeq names its product mitotic deacetylase associated SANT domain protein (gene Mideas). Gene Ontology annotation, cellular component: histone deacetylase complex; transcription regulator complex. Gene Ontology annotation, molecular function: transcription corepressor activity. The transcript is spliced from 13 exons. The coding region runs from base 674 to 3952 and encodes 1092 amino acids. Gene Ontology annotation, biological process: negative regulation of DNA-templated transcription; regulation of transcription by RNA polymerase II. Lineage: Eukaryota; Metazoa; Chordata; Mammalia; Rodentia; Caviidae. The record is from RefSeq and is a predicted model, not a curated record.